ACCUGGUACCAUCUAGAUUUAUAUGUUUGCCGACUUUGAAAAGUUCUGAGCAUGCAAGAUCAUGAAUGUAAUUAACUUUACAACAAUGACUAUGCCUCUAUAUCUAUCUAUCUAUAUAAACCUACUUAGAUCAUGGUUAAUACAAACAUCAUAGGAUAAUAUGGAUGGUUUAAUGUUUUUGUUGGUGCUGUCUUUGAGUAGUGUUCUUAUUAUCCAAACAAGUGAGGCUCAGAUAUGCUUACCCAAGAAACAUGCAUCCUUAUUCAUAUUUGGGGAUUCAUUAUUUGACAUUGGAAACAACAAUUAUAUCAAUACAACAACUUCAUAUCAGGCAAAUUACCCUCCCUAUGGAGAAACCCUUUUCAAGUAUCCAAGUGGAAGAUUCUCUGAUGGACGUAUGAUUCCAGAUAUCAUUGCUGAGCUUGCAAAGUUGCCUCUGCUUCCACCAUAUUUUCAUCCUGGAAACCCUGAUUUUACCUAUGGAGUCAAUUUUGCAUCUGGAGGCUCUGGUGCUCUGCUUCAAACUGCUCAAGGAUAUGUGAUAGACCUUCACACUCAGGUGAAAUAUUUCAAAAAUGUAAAGAAAAUAUUAAGGGAGAAAAUAGGAGAAGAAGAAGCAGAGGAACUUCUCAAAAGAUCUGUGUACUUUCUGAGUGUUGGAAGCAAUGAUUAUGGUGAACUUUUGAAUGUUACAAACUCCACUGUGAGCCUAUUGCCGGUUGAUAAACAACAAUUUGUUGGUUUUGUCAUUGGAAACCUUACAAAUGCCAUUAAAGAAAUUUAUGAGCAAGGUGGACGAAAGUUUGGUUUUUUAAAUGUGGGUCCUAUAGGGUGUUCUCCAAGCAUAAGGAUUCUGAAAAACAAUGGAAGCACAUGCUUUGAUGAGAUUUCAGCAGUUGCAAGGUUACAUAAUAUUGAACUUUCAAAGAUGACUCUGAAGCUUAAGAAACAGCUCAAUGGAUUCAAAUAUUCAGUCCAUGAUUUCUAUUCUUCACUUUCUCAAGUUGUCACAUAUCCUUCGAAAUAUGGUUUCAAAGGAGGGAGUGGAGGAUGCUGUGGAAGUGGACCAUACAGAGGAGAAGACACGUGUGGUGGAAACAAAGGGAUCAAAGAAUAUGAAUUAUGUCAGAAUCCAAAUGACUAUGUUUUCUUUGACUCCCAUCAUCCUUCCGAUAAAGCUUGCGAGCAUUUUGCUCACCUCAUAUGGAAUGGCAACUACACUUUCAAUAAGCCUUACAAUCUCAGCAAACUCUUUCAACUCUAA
This is a messenger RNA of Arachis duranensis, 1264 nucleotides long. Its product is annotated as GDSL esterase/lipase 5-like. Gene Ontology annotation, molecular function: hydrolase activity, acting on ester bonds. NCBI's taxonomy places the organism in Eukaryota, Viridiplantae, Streptophyta, Magnoliopsida, Fabales, Fabaceae. The record is from RefSeq and is a predicted model, not a curated record. The transcript is spliced from 5 exons. The coding region runs from base 161 to 1264 and encodes 367 amino acids.